AUGGUAAAUGUGCGGUUUGAUGAAUCUAACGGCUCUCAAAAGGAGCACAUGCCAAAUGUGAUAGAUGAAUCGCUGAUAUCGGAUGCUAUUCAGCAAAUGGCCAUUGGGAGCGCCAAGCCUGUUGAAGGAAGUGUACCGAAGUCUUCUGAUGAUGAUGCUCCUAUGACUCAAAGCAGAACUCGUCAAUCCACUGCCAAAGCAAAUGCUCCUCCAAAUGGAAAUGGCAAUCAAAAUCCAAAUGCCGAUCAAAAUGGCAAUCCUGAAGGGAAUGAUGACACAAAUGCUGAUGCUGAUGAUAAUGACCAUCACGAAGAAAAUGCUCAUCCUCGUGUGGAAAAUCGAGUUGAUCCUUCACUAAUUCUCAAUGAAACUGAGAAUCCAGAACCUACCAAGUAUGAAGAAGCCAUGAAUGAUCCAGAUUGGAUGAAUGCCAUGCAAGAGGAAUUGGUGCAAUUCGAAUUGAAUGAUGUGUGGGAACUGGUUAACAAACCGAAUCCCGAGAAGCACAAUAUUAAUGGAUUUUCCACAAUAAGCAAGGUGAAAAUGGAGAAAUAUCUGAAAGAGUGCCUGAAGAAGUUCAAAAUGCAAGAUUCCAAAAUGAAGGGCUAUAAGACUCCAAUGCCCACGAAUGGUAAGCUGGAUGCAGAUGUAUAUGGUAAGGAUUAUGAUUAG
Aegilops tauschii subsp. strangulata is the source of this 672-nucleotide messenger RNA. NCBI's taxonomy places the organism in Eukaryota, Viridiplantae, Streptophyta, Magnoliopsida, Poales, Poaceae. The record is from RefSeq and is a predicted model, not a curated record.